This is a messenger RNA of Alternaria ventricosa, 1386 nucleotides long. RefSeq lists its product as uncharacterized. The coding region runs from base 1 to 1386 and encodes 461 amino acids. The record is from RefSeq and is a predicted model, not a curated record. The transcript is spliced from 3 exons. Lineage: Eukaryota; Fungi; Ascomycota; Dothideomycetes; Pleosporales; Pleosporaceae.
AUGCCUCCACUCGACGGCUUCUCAAACAACCCGUUCAAGACCCAUGCCGAUUUCAAGACCGCAUCCAUAGCACUCCUUCGCGCAUUGAAGCCAUAUCAAUCACCUCAUGGCGCCAGGAUCAAACUCCCGUUGUCAACUGGCACCCAUUUCGACGAUGUCGCCGCUCAGCUCGAAGGAUACGCCCGGCCGCUAUGGGCAGUCGGUGCGCUGAUGCACUCCAAUGUCGUAUCCAAAGACGAGUACGGAGAGCUUAUCAAACCUUACGCAUUAGGCCUGGCCAACGGUACUAACCCACAUCACGAAGAGUACUGGGGUCCCGUCGUACUACGCGAUCAAAGGAUGGUGGAAAUGGAGAUCAUCUCGUUCGCGCUACUAUCAGCUCCAGAGACAAUGUUCCAUUCGCAGACCAAAGAAGCGAAGAGGAACAUCAUGGAGUGGCUAGGAACUAUCAAUGGCAAAGACUUCCCCACGACGAAUUGGCUGUGGUUCCGCGUCAUGACUAACCUAGCGUUGAUCAAAGUAUGUGGCGUGCCCAAAGAGCAUGUUCUCGAUGCGAUGAAAGCAGAUUUGGAUCUUAUGGAGCAAUUCUAUCGAGGGGAUGGCUGGGCAGCAGAUGGUAUCUGGAGUGACGAGGGACGACAGGCAGAUUACUAUUCCGGCAGCUUUGCGAUACAGUUCUCGCAGCUUAUCUAUGCGGAGAUGGCACGAGAUCUGGAUCCAGAGAGGUGCGAAAGGUUUCGGGGUAGAGCGAAGGCAUUUGCAGUGUCGUUCUGGCAGUACUUUGACACGAACGGUGCCGCUAUACCCUUCGGCCGCAGUCUGACAUACCGUUUCGCGUUCGCCGGAUUCUGGUGCGCUGCUGCUUUCGCAGAGGUCGAACUCCCGGAACCACUCAACGACUGGGGCGUGAUCAAAGGUCUGUUACUCCGGCAUUUCCGCUGGUGGAGCAAGAAAGACGACAUGUUCAACAUCGACGGCACCUUAACAAUCGGCUUUACCUAUCCCAAUAUGUACAUGAGCGAGGACUACAACAGCCCACAGUCUCCUUACUGGGCCAUGAAGUCUUUCCUAGCGCUAGGACUGCGGGAAGACCACCCGUUCUGGACUGCAGAAGAGAAGCCUUUACCCAGUGCAGAGUUGGCAGUUAUGCCAGUCAAACCGGCUAUGCACAUCCUCUGCAACCAGCCAAACCACCACUUCCUCCUAUCCAUGGGCCAAUUCUGUCCUUGGCCCCUCAAAGCCACAGAAGCCAAGUACGGAAAGUACGCUUACUCCUCGCACUUUGGCUUCAGCGUGCCUACUGGUACUUUGAUACAGCAAAUCGCACCAGACAGUACACUCGCAGUGAGUAAAGACGGCGGCGAGACAUGGCGGACGAAUGUAUAG